Messenger RNA from Acomys russatus (golden spiny mouse), 1079 nucleotides. RefSeq names its product integral membrane protein 2C (gene Itm2c). Lineage: Eukaryota; Metazoa; Chordata; Mammalia; Rodentia; Muridae. The record is from RefSeq and is a predicted model, not a curated record. The transcript has 6 exons. Bases 104 to 913 code for a protein of 269 amino acids. Gene Ontology annotation, molecular function: amyloid-beta binding. Gene Ontology annotation, cellular component: plasma membrane; extracellular exosome; Golgi apparatus. Gene Ontology annotation, biological process: negative regulation of amyloid precursor protein biosynthetic process.
AGCCAUUCGAACUUCCGGUGCCUGGGGCGCAGCAAGAGGCAAGCACACCGCUCGAGGUUGCAUUGGCAGAGGCUGCAGGGAGCAGGCACUGGUCAGCGCAGCCAUGGUGAAGAUCAGUUUCCAGCCCGCAGUGGCGGGCGUCAAGGCUGAUAAAGCCGACAAGGCAGCGGCGUCUGGUCCGGCCUCGGCAUCUGCCCCGGCCGCGGAGAUCCUGCUGACGCCGGCGAGGGAGGACCGUCCCCCUCGCCACCGCUCCAGAAAAGGGGGCUCCGUGGGCGGCGUGUGCUACCUGUCUAUGGGCAUGGUUGUGCUGCUCAUGGGCCUUGUGUUUGCCUCCGUCUACAUCUACAGAUACUUCUUCCUUGCUCAGCUGGCCCGAGAUAACUUCUUCCACUGUGGCGUGCUCUAUGAAGACACCCUGUCCUCCCAGAUCCGGACUCGGAUGGAGCUAGAGGAAGAUGUGAAGAUCUAUCUUGAAGAGAACUAUGAACGUAUCAAUGUCCCCGUCCCCCAGUUUGGCAGUGGGGACCCUGCAGACAUCAUCCAUGACUUCCAGCGGGGUCUCACUGCUUACCACGACAUCUCCCUGGACAAGUGCUAUGUCAUUGAACUCAACACCACCAUCGUGCUACCCCCACGGAACUUCUGGGAGCUCCUCAUGAACGUGAAGAGAGGGACCUACCUCCCACAGACCUACAUCAUCCAGGAGGAGAUGGUAGUGACAGAGCAUGUCAGCGACAAGGAGGCUCUGGGCUCUUUCAUCUACCACCUGUGCAGCGGAAAGGACACCUACCGCCUGAGGCGCCGGGCUACCCGGAGGCGGAUCAACAAGCGCGAGGCCAAGAAGUGCAACAGCAUCCGCCACUUGGAGAACACCUUUGUGGUGGAGACGCUCAUCUGUGGGGUGGUGUGAGGCCUUCCUUCCGGGCCCACCCCUGCCCUCUUCUCUCUCUUUCCGGCCACUCUCCGGCUCUCCUCCUCCCUUUCCUUAGCUUGUACCUUGGGCACUUUUCCAUAGAUGUGACACGUCUCACUUAUCCCUCCCAGCCCCGCCCUCCUCCCUGUACCAGGGCUGUGAU